GGUCCCCCCGCGCCCCACGAGCCCAUCAGCUUCGGCAUCGACCAGAUCCUGGGCGGCCCCGAGCCCACGGGGCCGCACCGGGCGGCGGCAGAGCCCGACUACGGGCUCUACGGCAGCGGGUACGGCCCCGCCGGUCCGCUCGGCUCCUACAACCUCAACAUGAGCAUGAACGUGAGCGUGAACGUGACCCCCGCGCCCGCCGCGCCGCCCGCCGGAGUCAUCCGCGUCCCGGCGCACCGGCCCGCGCUGCCGGGGCUCACCUUCCCCUGGAUGGAAACCACUCGCCGCAUAGCCAAGGACCGGCUCUCAGCCGCCCUGUCACCCUUCGCGGCGACGCGGCGCAUCGGGCACCCRUACCAGAACCGGACGCCUCCCAAGCGCAAGAAGCCGCGGACGUCCUUCUCCCGGGUGCAGAUCUGCGAGCUGGAGAAGCGCUUCCACCGGCAGAAGUACCUGGCCUCGGCCGAGCGYGCCACCCUGGCCAAGGCCCUCAAGAUGACGGACGCCCAGGUCAAGACCUGGUUCCAGAACCGCCGCACCAAGUGGAGGCGUCAGACGGCGGAGGAGCGCGAGGCCGAGCGGCAGCAGGCCAACCGGCUGAUGCUGCACCUGCAGCAGGAGGCUUUCCAGAAGAGCCUGGCGCAGCCGCUGYCGCAGGACCCGCUCUGCAUGCACAACUCCUCGCUCUACGCCCUGCAGAACCUCCAGCCCUGGGCCGAGGACAACAAGGUGACGUCGGUCUCGGGGGUGGCCUCUGUGGUGUGAGGGCCCUGGGUGCUGCCGAUGUGCCAGGAGGUGGCACCGAGCCCGGACUGUGGCAGGGAAGGGGCUGCAGCUUCCUGGGAGCUCCCCACCGGCAGCCCCCUCCCCGCUGUGGACAGCUCCCCAGGACCACCCGGGAGGGAGGCUGUGCCCCUGCGGUUGGACCCAAAACUUCGCCAAAUCCCGCUGGAUUUGGUGCUGCCUGGGAGCACAGGGAUGGGCCUCCACACCCUAUGGACCUCUGCAGCCCCCUGCCUGACCCCCCAGGAGCCCAGGGCUGGGCCCCUGCACCCCACAGAUGUGUGUAGCCCCCUGCCCAGACCCGCGGGAGCCAAGGGCGGGGUCUCUGCACCACAUGGACACCUGCACCCCCCUGCCCGGACCCCUGGGAGCCGAGGGAUGGCUUCCCACAGCUGGCAGGGCUCUGAAGCUCCCCCACCAGCAGCUCCACGGAUCAGGCUGGCUCYCCUUGGGCCCCCCAGCCCACCUGGAGCAGGGCAGGGCGUGGAUCUCCCAUCGCUGGUGCUGGGAGCCCCCCGCCCUCACAGCGGGGUCUGCACCACCCGCACCGUUUGCCUUAUCCCGGUCGGAGUUUGSCACCUCCGGCUUCCAUCUGUGCCCUCCGGGCUGGACGAAGGACUUGGCCCCAUCCYGUGGUAGGACAGACCGAUGGCCGGUGCCCCCCAGCCCCCCUCCCUGGACA
Messenger RNA from Malurus melanocephalus (red-backed fairy wren), 1465 nucleotides. RefSeq names its product T cell leukemia homeobox 2 (gene TLX2). The transcript has 3 exons. Gene Ontology annotation, biological process: regulation of transcription by RNA polymerase II; animal organ development. The record is from RefSeq and is a predicted model, not a curated record. Gene Ontology annotation, molecular function: RNA polymerase II cis-regulatory region sequence-specific DNA binding; DNA-binding transcription factor activity, RNA polymerase II-specific. The annotation marks the transcript as partial. NCBI's taxonomy places the organism in Eukaryota, Metazoa, Chordata, Aves, Passeriformes, Maluridae. Gene Ontology annotation, cellular component: nucleus.